This is a messenger RNA of Aspergillus versicolor CBS 583.65, 244 nucleotides long. RefSeq lists its product as uncharacterized. The record is from RefSeq and is a predicted model, not a curated record. Bases 13 to 243 code for a protein of 76 amino acids. The transcript has a single exon. NCBI's taxonomy places the organism in Eukaryota, Fungi, Ascomycota, Eurotiomycetes, Eurotiales, Aspergillaceae.
ACCGCUAGUUACAUGUACAAUUGUGACACAAUCUUGCUGCAAACCUGGGACACCAGCACCCGAGAAGCGCCAAUGCGCUUAUUACCCAAUAGAGGCCGCGAUGACUCGCGCGCAGAGAUUGCCGAACAAGCCAGAAGAAUUGGUAAGACACUGGUACAAUACACGUGUAGCAACACCAGAGUCGUGUCCAACCCCGACUUGUACAUCGCAGUCCAUGGGAAGGCCAUUGGCUCACGAAGGUGAG